AGAGAAAUGUGCUAGCCUCCGAGUUGCUUGGCGGAGCAGGCAGCGGCGGUUAGAACGGGGGAUUUGUGUGUGCUUUGAGGAGUAGAAGGGAGAAAGACCGGCGGGGGGGCAGGGGGGAGGGCAGUCAGUGAGGUUGGUCGUGUCGGUCAGGGAGGCCUGUAGAUAGUUGUUAUUAACAGGGUUCUGGUCAGGGUGGAGAGUUUGAAAAGGGGCUGCACGCGGAUGAGGAAGUUCUGGGGUCUGAUGACCGCCGUGUCUGAAAAAGCUUCCUUUUUACCUCCCCGACACCUGAGUGGAGCUCGGCUGAAAGGCGAGUGGGUCUGCAGCUGGCGCGGAGCAUUGGAUUAGGCAAGGGAGGUGGAAGGAGCCGGGGUUGUCAGACAGAGGAGAGUCGGGUGGAGUCCGUGCAGUUUGCGGCCACCCGGUGUUGGAACAGGAGUCUUGUCUAGUUUCGCUUAAAGGACGCCAGAAGUAAGCCGCCGAGUUUGUAGGAGGUUGAUUUUGGUAAGCAGCCAGGAGUUUAGGAGGUGAGCAGAUUGAUUUUAGAGGUUUAGGAGAGGGGUGACUUCAGUGAAGAUUUGAAUUGCUGUCCGGUUUAGGAUGGUGCCGCUGCUGUCUCUAGGGAUUGGGCUCUUGCUACUCUUGCUAUGGGCUAGAUACAAGGGGAUAGAGUAUGUGUUGGUCCAUCAUCGCUGGAUUUUUGUGUGUCUCUUCCUGUUGCCUCUGUCUGUCCUUUUUGACAUCUACUCUCAGUUCCGUGCUUGGGUUGUGCAGAAGCUUCAUAGUGCUCCUUUGCAGCAUAGCCAACGCGUUCGCUACAUCCAGGCGCAGGUGCGAGAAUGGAAAAAAGAAGGCCAAAAAACAUACAUGUGUACCGGCCGUCCUGGCUGGCAUACAGUAUCUCUUCGUGUUGGAAAAUACAAAAAGACUCAUAAGAACAUAUUCAUCAAUUUGAUGGAUAUUCUAGAGGUUGAUAUUGAAAGACAGGUUGUCCAUGUGGAACCCUUGGUUACAAUGGGUCAGUUAACAGCGCAUCUCAACCCUUUGGGAUGGACUAUUCCAGUAGUACCAGAGCUUGAUGAUCUUACAGUAGGUGGCUUGGUCAUGGGAACUGGCAUUGAGACAUCUUCGCACAUCUAUGGACUCUUUCAGCAUACCUGCAAGGCCUAUGAAAUCAUCCUUGCUGAUGGAAGCCUCGUGAGAUGUACACCAGAGGAAAACUCAGACCUGUUUUACGCAGUGCCUUGGUCUUGUGGUACCCUGGGCUUCCUGGUUGCAGCUGAAAUAAACAUUGUCCCAGUUAAAAAAUACAUCAAAUUGCAUUAUGAACCUGUGAGAGGACUAAAGGCAAUAUGCAAAAGAUUUACUGAAGAAUCAGAAAAGAAAGAAAACCACUUUGUGGAGGGGUUGCUGUACUCGUUGGAAGAAGCUGUCAUAAUGUCAGGAACUCUGACUGAUGAAGCUGAUUGGAGCAAGGUCAACAGUAUUGGGAACUACUAUAAGCCAUGGUUCUACAAACACGUGGAGAAGUAUUUGAAGGCUAAUAAGACAGGAGUAGAGUGUAUUCCAACAAGACAUUACUAUCACAGGCAUACACGGAGCAUUUUCUGGGUUCUCAAGGACAUCCUUCCUUUUGGAAAUAAUGCUGUUUUUCGCUAUUUAUUUGGCUGGAUGGUACCUCCUAAAAUCUCUCUCUUAAAACUGACUCAAGGAGAAGCAAUUCGAAAGCUCUAUGAACAGCAUCAUGUGGUUCAAGACAUGAUGAUCCCCAUAAAAAGUCUUGAAAAAUGUAUUGAAACCUACCACAGUGACAUCAAAGUUUAUCCACUGUGGCUGUGUCCCUUCAUAUUGCCUAAUAACCCUGGCAUGGUUCACCCAAAAGGAGAUGAAACUGAGCUGUAUGUAAAUGUUGGAUCCUAUGGAGAGCCCCAAACAAAACACUUUGAAGCCAGGGCUUCUACCAGACAAAUGGAGAAAUUUGUAAGGAAUAUACAUGGUUUUCAGAUGUUAUAUGCAGAUUGCUAUAUGACCCGUGAGGAAUUCUGGGAAAUGUUUGAUGGUUCCCUAUACCACAAGCUGAGGAAAGAACUUCAGUGCAGUGAUGCUUUUCCAGAGGUGUAUGAUAAAAUCUCCAAAGCUGCAAGACACUAAACCUCUAUCCUCAACAAGUAAUCAGGGAAAUCAGAUUUCACAAUAACAGUUCUUCCCAUACAAAAUAUUUUUGUCGCUGUCCCAAAGACUCAUACAUAUGUGUGAUUUGAAAAUACAUUCUCCUGUCUUCAUGGAGAUAUUACCAAUUUUUUUAUCAUACAGUGUCCAAUUAUAUUUUAAUAAUGUCAAGGAAUCAAAGUUAUAAACUGUAAGGUUUAGUCAUAGCUACAGGACUAUCCAUACUUGGAUUUGGUUAUAUUCUAUAGGAGGCAAAUGGAAAAGUCAGCAUGUUUAAGUAGAACAUGAUUUAGAGCUGUAGUAUCAUUUUUGAUUAUUAGAAAACAUCAGUGGAGUUUUAUGGGAGUUUUGGCAAUCUACAAGGUUACUUCCAAAUUGAGAUUACCUUUCAAAAGUUGAUUGAUUGAGGUAGCUUACCCUGUUCAAGAUUUCUGCUGGAAUACUCAAAAGCAAACAUAUAUUAGAUUGGCAAUUAAUAAGCCUUUCUACAUGAACACUUUGGAAGUAGUGACUUGGGAUUAGUUUGAGCCAGAAUGAGUUGUUUCUGACCUUGUUCCAUCAAGGUGUCCAUGCUGUCAGGAAAAAUGUUGCUUGCAUACUUUGAAGAGGGAGGAGAUUAAUCCCCCCUCCCCCCAGUCUAUAUUAAACCACUGCUUUUAAAAUAUUUUUGCUUAGUUCUACGCAGGAUGUCUGCUGCCUCUCAGGACAGACUGCUGCAUUUUGGGUUUAUUUUUUGUUCUAUGCUGCUUUUUAGUGUUGUUGCUUUUUGUUACGAGAAACAUUCUUGAAUGAUUCAUACCUUGAGUUGCAGAGGCCAGUUUAUCAGGUUUCUAACAUGCUUGUUGGAAGUAUAGGGCUGCUAUUACUUUUAAGAGUACAGAAAAAAUUAAUUUGUAACCGAACAGCAAAAUACUUUGUUUCUGUGCUUCCUGUUUUAUGCUUUUUAUGUAAUGUGAAGAAAAUGGUGGUGGAGUUGUGUAAUAGUUGAUAAGCAGUAAUCAGGUGGUAACCGUUGCCUGCCUUUAAUAUUGACAGAUUUUGCUGAUAUCACUCAGGGUUGUUCCACAUUGUGAUCUUUUUUUGCACUGCUAAAGGAUGCCUAUUUUGGCAGCAAAGAAAAUAGAAUGGGGUGUGUGUGUGCACAGAACAAUAUUAAGUGCUGUGUUCCCCAUUUCCACAGAACAUGGAGUAAGUCUGUUUCUUGGAAAUACAGGCCCUUCACCAAAGGUCCCUCUUUUCCCUGCCUUUUUGUUUUUUAGUUCCUUUGUUUUCAGCCUGCUUGAUUGCUUGCUGUUCUUUUCCAGUUGGCCAGCUCUUUGGUGCAUGGGCACUAAAGUGUAAAUGAUUAUCAGUUGGGGAGAGGGUUGGACACUGCUUUUGAUUUUGUAGCAGUUCCUGCUCAUAACAUGGUUUCACUCGCAAUAGUAUGAUCAUGAAAUGAUAAACAGCUUAAAAAAAACAAAACAGUGGCUUUUGCUCCCUGGAAAGUGUGAAAUAGUACAUGAGCCCACCCUCUCUCUAAGAAAAAACUGAUAAUUUACAGUGUAUUCAGAAAUGCCAUGACAUUCCUUCCCUUUGGAGAGAUCUAGAAGAUGAGUGGUAACAUUCUAAUGGAAAGCAGCUCUGGGAAGCCUCAGUAACACAUUGAUUGUUCAGACAGUUUGGUGUGGCGAAAGAGCUUACAGAUUCUAUCUUUAAAAAAACAACAACCAAAAAAUCCCCACAGAAGGUCCUGGAAUUGCAGCAGGUUAAUUAUAAUGGCAUCUGGAUAGUACAUAAACACUAAAUGAAUUGUGAUAAUUCCAACCACAAAUUAUUUGCUGUGGAUUUCUCCUUCCAGUAAAGGUUUCUUUAGUGCCUUAUCAGCUGGAGGAAGCCCAGUCAUUUCAUACAAAUUUAUUUUUAAAAAGUUAGACUUCCAAAAUGUAGGGUUGCAGUGGAAAUGUCCAGAUCACUGAAUUCUCCAAAUGGGCGUUCCAGAGCCAGAUAAAAGGAAAUUAAUGUUACAUAUUUUAACGAUUCAGAAAUCAAACUGGGAGACAGGCAAGGAAAGAAUACUGUCAUUUCUCUUCAUCCCAUUCCUGCUUUACAUAGUGAGGGAUAAGCCACCACCAUUCCCAAUCUGUGCUUCAAGACUUUAUAAUACUAUUAUGGUAAGUCCAUUUUAGCUGACUGGGACUAUGAACCUUCCCAUCAUGAAAAUAAAUCAGCUUUAUAGACUUCUAUGGAUUUUCCCUUAAUUCUAUCACAAGUUUAACCAAAGGCUGACCCAAAGACUAGCUAGGUAUAAUUUUUAAAAAUUGCUUGCAAUAUUUAUUUGAACUUACAGAGAAAUGUUGGUUUGAGACAUGUUAGCAAGUCUCCAUGGUGUUUUAGAAUAUCCAGCCAGUGAUUUUACUAGGGUGCAGGAAGAAGUUUAAUCAUUUAAUGAUGUGCAAGUAUGCAGGCUUUAAGCAAUCCAACUGUUCCAUGAGGAUGAAUGUUCUGUUUACACUUGCAUAGUGUAAACCAGACUUUUGAGAAUCUAGUUCAUUAUGCACAUGAGGAAUAUGAAAUUACUGAAACAGCAAAAAGCCAGCAUGGCUAUGCCAGUACAUAUACUCUGAAUCCAGAAGUAGAAUGGGAUUUAAAGUACUGAGGUUUGCGAUGUAUCUGUGUAUAAAUUCAUUCCAUUUGCCUGAAAAGUUUUUUAAAGAGUCUAAUCCAUACUAUGUCGUUACUUUUGGUUAUACACUGUACUUUUCUCAGCACAAGUUGUUUCUGCAAAGUGGUUUUUGUAGCUUAUUGCUGCAAUUGCUAGCUCAGAUAUUUAAUGUAAUGCAAAUACAGUGUUGCUGCUGGUGUUGUCACUGUCAGCACUGAUACCUUUAGACAGAAUGUGUACAGUUACAAUAAAAAUACUAUUUUGGUGUGACUGCAUAAA
Messenger RNA from Heteronotia binoei (common prickly gecko), 5092 nucleotides. It is a transcript of the gene DHCR24, whose product is annotated as 24-dehydrocholesterol reductase. Lineage: Eukaryota; Metazoa; Chordata; Lepidosauria; Squamata; Gekkonidae. Gene Ontology annotation, biological process: steroid metabolic process. Gene Ontology annotation, molecular function: FAD binding; Delta24(24-1) sterol reductase activity. The transcript has 9 exons. The record is from RefSeq and is a predicted model, not a curated record. Gene Ontology annotation, cellular component: cytoplasm; membrane. The coding region runs from base 601 to 2151 and encodes 516 amino acids.